This is a messenger RNA of Vicia faba (fava bean), 1710 nucleotides long. NCBI's taxonomy places the organism in Eukaryota, Viridiplantae, Streptophyta, Magnoliopsida, Fabales, Fabaceae. The record is from the annotation of a GenBank genome assembly.
AUGAGUGAUACAAAAGAAAGCGUUCCCGCGCCUGUUAAUAUAGAGGAAGCUGGCCAUGUGAUUGGUGAAAAUGGAAGUCCAAACCAAGCUUCAGCUAGUGCAUAUUUAAGAGAUGACCAUCAGAUGAUUAUAGAUAAUCUUGCUGGCCUGGUUUCAUAUCUUGAUCGAGAGAUGCAUCUCGAAGUUCAACCUGAUACUGCAGAAGAAACUUAUGUGUCAGAUGAAAAAUAUGGGAGGGAAGAAAUACUUGCCGUGGAUGAAAAUAUGAAACCCAAGGUUGUUUCGGAAGAUAUUCCACAAGAAACUGUUCAGGAUACUCUUCACUUAGUCCCAGUUGAGGUUGAUGAUCAGAUUCUGAAUACAACUGAGUGUGAAACUGCUUCUGAUGCGAAGGUGGAAGCUGAAAGACUUCCUCAGAGUAAUAAUGGCGUUGAGAAUGUUGAGAAUGAUGUUGCUGCAUGUCAAAAUGGUGUUAGUGAUGGUGAUGCUGAAACGACUGGGAUGGAGGUUGAUGUGAAGCCUGUAGUUUGUGAAGCGGCUGAUAGUAAAACUUGUGAUAACGAACUUAUAUCGUCAAGUCAUAACAAUCCGACACCUUCUGAUGCAAAUGAACCUGUGCCGUCAAGUCAUAAUGAUCCUACUACGCCACAACCUGCCCAUGCUGAAACAGGGCCGGAAAUCAAGAAUGUUUUAGAAGUUGAAAGUAGUAAGGCUGGUGAGGAGCAAGCUGAUGAGCAUGCAGAUAAUGGGAAUUCAGAUUCGCAGCAGAACAUGUUUUUCUUGGAUGCUGAUCAUUAUUAUGAUGGUAAUGAGUCGGGAACGGAAGAGGACCAAGCAGUUUUUAUGAAGGAGCUUGAAAACUUCUUUAGGGAGAGGAGCAUGGAAUUCAAACCUCCUAAAUUUUAUGGGGAAGGACUUAAUUGCCUUAAGUUAUGGAGAGCUGUAAUGAGAUUGGGAGGCUAUGAGAAGGUAACAUCAUGUAAGUUGUGGCGGCAAGUGGGAGAGUCUUUCAAACCUCCAAAGACAUGCACCACAGUUUCCUGGACUUUCCGGGGAUUUUAUGAGAAGGCCCUUCUUGAUUACGAAAGGCAUAACAUAAAAGGUGGCGAGCUGAGUGUGCCUAUCCCUUCUCCUCCAGAGCCUGUGAAUGUUGAAAAUCAGGCUUUAGUAUCAGGUAGAGCCCGGAGAUAUGCUGCUGAACAGGCUAUGCGGGGUUGGCACUCACAACGUCUUCUUGGCAAUGGUGAAGUCAGUGACCCUAUUAUAAAGGAUAGGAAUUUGGUGUCUGUGCAAAAGCGAGAAAAGCAGCUUAAGAAUAUUAAUAUACUUAAACGUAAGAAGCCAUCUUAUAUGGAUAAUGCAGUCAAAGCAGCGCGCAGUAAACCAUCUAAACCACAGUUGGAAACAGCUGUGGUUGACAUUGGACCUCCUGCUGAUUGGGUAAAAGUCAAUGUACAAAAAACUAAAGAUUGUUUUGAGGUAUAUGCUUUAGUUCCUGGCCUUUUGCGGGAAGAGGUCCGAGUGCAAUCAGACCCAGCAGGACGUUUGGUCAUAAGUGGUGAGCCAGAGCAUCUAAAUAAUCCCUGGGGCGUGACACCUUUCAAAAAGGUUGUGAAUUUGCCCUCAAGAAUUGAUCCUCAUCAGACAUCAGCUGUGGUAACGUUGCAUGGACAAUUGUUUGUUCGUGUCCCAUUUGAACAGACAGAAUAG